UGUAGUUUGUUUUACUUGCUACACGUAGGUAACGAUACUGGUCAUGGAGCCCAUCCCGGAGGUCAAUGAGAGUGAAGAGAUGUACGGACUGGUGGACCAUAUUUAUGAUGCUUUAAUUAAAUAAAUACCUUUUCGGGCGAGUACCCAGAAAAAUGUAAAACAAUUUGAUUAUGUUUUAUAUUUAAGCUUCCGUACUGUUUCAACAAUACUCUGAAUUUAAUAUUUGAAAUUAUCACUUAUGUUAAAGUUUAAAUGGGUUUUAAAUUGUCCUUCAAAUUACCAUGCGUAUUUACCAUCAUGGUAACCACUGUGCGUGACGCCGUCUACCCUCUUCGUUUGGGAGUUUCUCUCUACAGGAACUGCAGUGCUGGCCAGUGUUCACGUAACACGGUUCACAGAGUAUCCUAAACUACUGCUUCCUCUGUGAUUUUGUUGUGUUUUUUGUGCAAAAUUUGGAUCUCCAGGAUCGACUUCAAUAGAGGAUUCCAUUUUUGAGUUUAUCUUUUCUGAUUUCGGAAUGGAUUUUGCUGAAAUUGAACAGUGACUGCCCUGCCAAGAUAUAGAUUUAGUUCUCUAAAUGCCUCAAGAUUUGGUAGCCUGAUAUCAUCACAACCUCUAUACACAUAGAAUGUCUAUAUUUGUGUGUAUAUAAUCUUAGAUAAAAGGGUGCACUCCACUUAGUCAGAUUUAAUGUUAAUAAAAUGCUAAUUUGUUCUUUUUUGUACGACUUGUUUCUUCUUUUCUUGAUAAAUUAUUAUUUUAAACUGCUUGAAUAAUUUCAACAUAAAGGUAGCACAUGGUGUCAUGUUGAGAACAUGCAAAGAGACUAAAGAGGGUAAAAUCCUUGAAAUUCAUGUUGUAAAAAAGGAUAGCUUAGUGCAUAAAACAUCAUGCCAGGUGAGGGUUUCAUGCAAUUGCACAUACAUACACAAGAGAAAAUAAUCUAUGUUUUUUUAUUAGGUUUUAAGAACUUUACUAUCUAGCAUAAUGGAAAUGCUUUUGUUUGUUUGGCUAAUUGAGCAAAUCAUUGUAGGGUACAAACUUAAAAAAAAUAGAGACUUGUGGUGAACAAGAUUGUUAGAGGAUGACACCUUUUCUGGUCACUUGAGAAGCUUCUUUAGUAUGGUGUGGGAUUCAUUUAUGUAUCUAUUUGGUGAGUCAUAUGUGUCCUCUGUCGGUGCUAUGUCACUGUUAGUUGCAAAGUAUGUUUUGUGCCAUCAAAGGUAUCUCGUAAAAAGCGAGUGAUUAUUGGGAUUCUUCAUGUGUCUGCCCAGCAUUGAUCCUCACAAUCUUGUUGGAACUUGGUGUUGAGACAUGUAUUAGGCAUAAUCUACUCGGCACAUCAGUUUAGUGAGAUUUUGACUGCAUUCUUUUGUUUAUUUUCAUAUUUCAUUGACAGUUAGAAAGAACAUAAGACUAAUGUACAUAGGAAUGUUAUGUUGUUUGGUGCAUAGGUUAUCAUACCUUAUAUGAAUGGUACCGAUCAGCCGAGAGUGAGCAUUUCCCAGAUCCUACUGGUCUUAAAGAACGUUUAGAGCGAUGGACAUUUGGCCUUUAUCCAGCCUGCAUCAAGUAUCUCAUGUCUGCAUUCGAUGUGCCUGAGGCAAGAACAAAUGUUAACUACUAUUGCAAUUAAUGCUAAUCAAUUACUAGUUAUUUUAUUUUUUAUGGGUUGUGUGGGCCAGUAAUGGCGGUGACAAGGAACAACAUAUGCAAGAACGGGAUGGAAUCACUGUCGCGUGGGAUUGCUGCAGUAUAUUAUGCGUUUGUGCGUGAAAGAGGUGUUUGAAGUACAACUAAGUUUAGUUAUCACAUUCAUGCAAUUUAAUUUUUUUAAUACUAGGUUCAUUGCAACCAAUUACUAGGUCGAUCUAGAAGAGCGAGACUUUCAUGAAGUUGAUAAAGGUUAUUGAUAUGAAUCAGUUACUACAUUGGGGAUGACAUGUAUGAGACAAUGAUUGAAUUUGCAAGGCAUUUCAUGAAGUAUCAUGCAACUUGAACAAUUCAAGUAUGAUAUGGGAACAAAUGACAAAUUUAGUUGGCUCAAUGGACAAUUAUGAUGUCCUUUUAUUUAUGUAAAUAUUAAUUAUUUGAUGAUAUUAAUAUUUUGAAUGAGAUAUAGUUUCCUAUUUCUCAUGUUGUAAUUUUUUAUUUAUACUCAUUUUGUGCUAUCAAUGAGAAUCAAUCAUUCAGAAAACUUACAUGGUAUCAGAGCCUUGGUUCUAAACCCUAAUGCAACUGCUUUUUUUAAGUUCGGGUUUCGACCCACUAGUAGGGUUUUGACCCUUUUGUGGUUAGCCGCCGGCCGCCCUUAUCCGAUCCUGCUCCCUUUCAUUCUCCAUGGGUGACAAAGCCGAUACAUCCCACACUACCAAACUACUAGUUUCCCUUCACUCGGUAUACACAAUCAUUGACAUCCAGAAGAAAGUUUGCAUGUUGGAUGGCUUAAAAGUCACGUAUUCUACGUGGCUGAAGCUUUUUAACCUUUAUGCACAUGGGUACGAUUUUCUUGAUCACAUCACCUUUGAACCACCAGCUGAAGACGACCCGUCAUAUGCCCAAUGGAUGAAGAUCGACGUUAUUGUCCAUUAAUGAGUAUUUUCAGGGAAGUAUUUCAGAAAUUCCACCGACCUAAAGUAGCGAAAUAAGGAGUAAAUUCCCUCAAUCCCUCACAAUUUUGAUCUUUCUCAUAUGUAACCUCUAUUUUCAAACGCCUCCUUCUUCAAUCGGAGGGAAAACGAAGUUGGAGGUGAGCAAUCAAGGCACACCCAAAGCAAUCACCUUGUUUUUUCCCGAUUCUCUUUAUUCCUGAUCAGUGACACGUCUCUUACAAGUCUAGAGCAGUCAAGUAUCUGUUUGAAUUGUUUAAAUGCUGUGAUUUCCAUGAAAGCUGCAUAUUACCUGUUGA
Messenger RNA from Cuscuta campestris, 2908 nucleotides. NCBI's taxonomy places the organism in Eukaryota, Viridiplantae, Streptophyta, Magnoliopsida, Solanales, Convolvulaceae. The record is from the annotation of a GenBank genome assembly.